CAAAAACCAAAAUAGCAGAUGACCGUUUCCAUUUCAUCUGCCUGCCACCGGACACCAACUGCGCUCUCCAGCCCCUGCCCAUGCUACUACUGUGUUUGGGCUCCUGCAUCUGUUCCGUGUCUCCAGCAGGGGGCUUCUGGGAGAGCAACUGUGAGGAUUUCUGUGUAAACCAUCAAUGGACUUGUUGCAGGGUGGAAUAUGAAGAACCAAGAUGUAAAAGGAGAAUCGUGGUAGUGAAAAUUCUGGUCAUGGCAGCCUGAGAUGUUUCCAGCUUCAGCCUGAAGAACAGGACUACAUAUUCAUCAUGAACUGCCUAGAGAAACGACAUGUGAGCCAUAAAGCAAACAUGCAGCACCUUGGCUACCUGGAUAGCUUUAUGGAUGAGACGGAUCGAGAGGUCAUGAACCUCACAGACCGCGCCUUUAAGAGCCUAUGCAUCGGCGAUGAGGCCAUCUACAAUGACUCAGAGUUCUCACCAUCACCAGUGAGCUGCCACAAGCCGCUUGCUGAAGAAGUGCCAAAAAAGACUCAAGAGAACUCUUCUUUGGCUGUCAAGAAGCAUGGAGCUCACCCUCUCAAUGGUGUUAAUAAAAGUACAUCACUAUUCGCAGCAUUCAUGGCUAAGAAAAAUGGAGACACCACCAAGACAAUAAAUGGGGACUCGUGGGACAAAUCGGCACUGCUUAGCAUUCAAAGAGAACUGUCAGACUUUUCAUCAGAUUUUCAGAUUUCCCAGGUCAAGAAUCAUCUAAACCCCUCAGAGAAGAGCAACAAAUCAAGCAAGGACACAGCUACUCAAUCAGGGAAAUCAACCAAAGGCAAACACAGCAAAUCCAGCAAACUAAAAAAACUGAAUUCCAAAAACUUCUUUCUCCACAGCGAAUUCAGCCCAUUCCAGUCCUGGAGGGACCUAAAUAAGUUUCCUUUUGGAUUGGAGAACAUGGAAAUUUUCCAAAGCAAUGGCCCACCUGAAUGGUAUGAUUCCCCAAUUUACAAAAAACUAACCAUGUCACACAGAUCACAUGUUCCAGAGAAAAACAAGGAGGAGAUGUGCCAAAACACGUCACUUCCAGCUGUUCAAGAUAACCCUGAACCCGAGGUAUCACAACAACCGGCACAGACUUUGCCAACAGUGCCUUUGAAAGCAGAAAUCCACACUAAGACUCAGCCUCAAGUUUUGCUGCCAUCUUCUGGAUCUGAGCAGAGGUGUCAGUCUGAAGGGGACCAUUGUGCCCCCUGGAGGAAGAACCGUAACAGGGCAAAAAGUGCAGUCCCUAUUGGUCAGCCCCUUAUGAGCUCACUUGUCUGUGAACAGACAAAAGCUGAAGAUGAAGGUGUACUACCGAACAAGAAGGAGGUCAGGACAAUGGAAGAACAAGCCUCCUCAAGUUCAACUCCGUUUAGCAUUUUACACCUGCUAACUCCGGUCAUACCCUCCAGGCAGGGGACAGGAAACUCAGAGGUCCUUCAAGGUGUUUUCUCACCAUCUACCCUUGAUUUACCACCGCUGCCUGAAACAGAGAUGCGCCCUUCACCUGAGAUCAAACGGGAAGGCUACAAAUCCAUGGCAUCAAGUCUGCUGUUCAAUCUCAAGGACAACAGAAAACGGGUCAAGGCGAUGUACAGUCCUCCGAGGUUCAAAGGUUUAGAUUCAGCAGACCAAAGCAAACUGUCUCCGCUGAUUGAACAGGUCAUCACCAAAAGUGCUCAGGAGGUUCCAGAGAUUCCUGAAGCUAAAAUCCCAUCGCCUGUUCACCAGAAAGUCCAUGCAUCAUCAGUGCGUCUUCUUCCAGAGAGUGCAGACCAACCAAACUCUCAGAGUGGACAUAUAAAUGGGGUUUUGCCAGAUGACUUCUUGGCACUAAGUCUACUGCAAGCUGGCUCUCCUAUUAAACCUCUGAAGUCAAAGAGCUCUGCAGCUAACAAACCCACAUACCCAUCUUUAAAUAUGUACCGGAAAGCUAGUCCUGACAUUAAAACCAUGAGUGUUCCUGAUUCUCAUCCUGUCACAGAUAAAAACACUAAACAAGGACAUUCACCUGAAAAGGAUGGUAAAGAACUGCAAAGAAAACCUAGCAUGAUUAAACCAGCAACACAUCGGAACAACCCUGCUGACAAUACGAGUGAAAGCACCCAUAUGAACUAUGCCAAGACUAAAAGAACUGCAGGAGAAGUACAGACUGAGAACGCUGUAAAGGAAAAAUAUCCCCUUGCAGUUGUAAGAAAGCACAACACACGAUCAGAUGCACUGACACAUUUGGUUAGCAGAAAUCAGGACAAAAAGGACAUAGGAGAACUCAGAAAGGUAGAACAAAAACCUGUCAAAGAUCAGGAAUGUCUUAGAAAGGAGCCAAAACAUAAACAUUUGUUUUCUGCAAGACAGAACAACUAUAUCAAAAAACCAGAGAUAUGUGAGCGCAGAUGAUGUGGAGGAAGAUGAUUAUGGUGGAGAGGGGCGUAGCUACCACAGUAGCAAAGGAAAAUAAUGGCGACGUACUCGUAAGGAACUCAGGAAGUUCAAAUGUGAGGGAAGAACGGAAAAGUAAAAAGAACGUAGGUGUGCAUAAAGCUAAAGAAAUAGUUGAUGGAAAACCAGAUUCAGGCUUAGGUGAAAGUGCUAAAAAUGAUAAUUUCAGCAUAAAAGACUAUACAAAUGUUGUGGCUACUUACCGUGAACAAAGAGUGGCCAAAAAUGAUGCUCAGUCUAUGAAGGGAAACACGUCUGCGAAAAGAGCUCUGUUUGCUACAAAGGAACAAAUGCUCACCAAGACGGCUGUAGCGCAGAAGAAAGAGAGUAUUGUAAUGGAUAAGUAUGAGCUAGCAAAAGUUGCAUUGGAGGAAGUGAUUGCUGAGCGAGAACAUAGAAAACAGCAAAGUCAAAACAUUUUGUCCACCAGUAGAGGUGAUGUUAAGGGGCAACAAGCUUUAAUCAUGCAGGAAGACUACAAGCAGGUGAACAUGUCAGCAGCAAGUCAGAAGGACAUGUUAGAAAGUGCUACAGGAGACAGGAGAGGAGGUCAUAAGGGCAUUUCUGAUUUUAAACCUAGAAGCCAAAUCGUUCAAAGAAUGCCAGAAAGGGAUACCAAACAUGGUGAAAGUCAUGUGGCUGAGGUAAAUUUAGCCGGGCCCUGUAAGCAGGAAGGUGCUGCCGAGUACCGCCAGCAUGCAGCUGGACAGAUAAAAUAUACUGAGAGAGACAGAUCUGGCAGACAUAGACGACAAAGUGAGACUGAUAAUGUCAAGCCACUGGAUAAGGUAACUGAACAUAAUAAAAAAGAGCUUAAGCCUAAAAAUAUAAGCCCUGUGAAAGAGAGUACAAGAGUUUCUAUUACUGACAGUAACACUAGGCAAGGUGAGGAGUCGGCUGUUCAGAAAAAGAGCACCUCUUCCAGACCAGAGGUUCCUCCUAGAAGAGGGAGAGCAAACUCGCAAAGUGAGGAAGGUUUAGUAUGUGAAACGGAAAGAAAGGAAGCUGACAAAUCAGUUAAACACGAGGAAUCAAUAAGCAGUGAGGAUAAGGUGAAAGUGAAUUUACCAAAGGAUAGAGGACCCAUAAAAGGGCACGUGUCAGCCCUUAAGAAAAGAUUUGAUGUAGAAAAAGGAGUGCAAAGCAUAAAUGUUCAGGAUGGUUUGACUGAAGCAGAGGGUCCCAAGGAUGACCCUAAAAGGAAUAAAGUAAAACAAACGGGAUCGGAUGUUUCAGAGAGUGCAUUUGAAAAUGCAUCAACAAGACAUAAUCUUGAAGGAACAUGGACAAAUUUAGAAAAGGAAUCUGACAAAAAUUCAAAACUACCAGAGAGGACAGACAAAAAGACAGAUAGAAAGUGUGAUUAUGCUCAAGAUUUUGAAACUUUCAGAAGUGACAUGACAAUGGAGAAAGAGGAUGUGAAUAAAAAGGAAAGUGGAUUUGCUUUGGAGGUUUCACGGGAACCAGAUGCCAAUCAAAACCAAUCCAAAGAUCACAGUACAAGCUCUGUCAAAGAGCUUUCAGGUGGCCCUAUUGGAAAGUCAGAUGCAAAAAAGAUAAAACCUGACAGUGAAUCUCAAAAAGAAGUCCCCACAAAGACACCAGAAACCUCAGAAUCACUGAAACAUGGUACUGCUAUGUUGGACAG
This is a messenger RNA of Colossoma macropomum (tambaqui), 4115 nucleotides long. Its product is annotated as cardiac-enriched FHL2-interacting protein. The transcript is spliced from 3 exons. The coding region runs from base 305 to 2425 and encodes 706 amino acids. The record is from RefSeq and is a predicted model, not a curated record. Gene Ontology annotation, biological process: positive regulation of calcineurin-NFAT signaling cascade. Gene Ontology annotation, cellular component: Z disc. Lineage: Eukaryota; Metazoa; Chordata; Actinopteri; Characiformes; Serrasalmidae.